GCCAUCUGAUACAUAUUCGUUCUGGCAUAAGUAAGAAGCUUAUUCUUGAUGGUGUAUAAAAUAGAUGGUAUUUUAUUAAGCCCUAUCAGUUCUCGUUUGAGAUUUUUAAGAAAACAUUUAAGAAUUAUGGCUCCGAUUUUUGAAUCAAAAUUUUCAAUCAGAUCAAUUCUAUCAGAUGCAUCCAGUACUGGAAGCAAUAGUGAUGAAGAAAACAACAGUACUAGCAAUCAGUCAAGUAAACAAAAUUCCAGCAACGAAGAACUUCAAACAUCAUCAUCGAGCAGUAAUGAAGACUCCGAUCAACGUCCACCAUAUACAUACAGUGCUCUAAUUGUCAUGGCCAUCCGGAGUAGUCCCAAGAGGCUUCUUACCCUGAAUGAGAUUUGCUCCUGGAUUGCUGACAAUUUCCCGUACUAUCAGAACAAAAGGAACACUUGGCAGAAUUCUAUUCGUCAUAAUUUGAGUAUCAACCAAUGCUUUCGCAGAGUUCCAAGACCUCUUGACGAUCCAGGAAGGGGACACUAUUGGACUAUAGAUCCAUCGGCUGAGGAUGUGACCAUAGGUGAAACUACCGGACGACUUCGGAGAAAGGAUUCAAUGGCACCGAACCAGUAUUCAUCGUAUCAAUACCACCAUCAUCAUUACCAUUCAAAUCACCAACAAGCUCCAGCAUCAAACUACGCCAUCUACUUCCCAACUCCAGAACAAAUUAUUGCCAUGCAACAUCAAAAUGCAAUGCAUGAUCAACAGUUAUGGAAUAGUUAUCAUAACAUCUACCAGGGACAACAUCAACUCUUCCAAGGCGGACAUCAUCAUCAUCAGUACUUGCAAGAUAAAUCAAUGCAUUGA
Eupeodes corollae is the source of this 849-nucleotide messenger RNA. RefSeq names its product fork head domain transcription factor slp1-like. The record is from RefSeq and is a predicted model, not a curated record. NCBI's taxonomy places the organism in Eukaryota, Metazoa, Arthropoda, Insecta, Diptera, Syrphidae. Gene Ontology annotation, molecular function: RNA polymerase II cis-regulatory region sequence-specific DNA binding; DNA-binding transcription factor activity, RNA polymerase II-specific. The coding region runs from base 49 to 849 and encodes 266 amino acids. Gene Ontology annotation, biological process: cell differentiation; anatomical structure morphogenesis; regulation of transcription by RNA polymerase II. The transcript has a single exon.